GAAGCAGCUGCAGUCAGAUGAGCUGCAGUUUACAGAUAUUGACACACAAACCCUCUAAAACUCGCUCAAAAUCAACCUGCCAGUAAUGAGAAGCACGGCAUGGCAGACAGACAGGACAAUGAGGUGGAGGAGGCUGAGCAGGUGUACCUGCUGAUGAAAGAGGAGUACAGGAUUUCACGCAACGUGCGUCUGUCCUGGUUCCUCAACCGGCUCAAUCAGGUCGUUCGGCCCAGUCCACCGUCUGAGCUGCUGAAGUCAGAGAAUGAGCUGGAUGUUUUGAGCGUCCUCCCGAAAGGAUGGCAGCCCGACUCUUCUUCCUCGUCCUGCCCGUGUCUGCUGGUUCCCUCCACGCGCGUGACCUUCCUGGCGCGCAGGUACCGCUUCAUCAUCGAGCUGGACCUGAGCCCGUCCACCGGGAUCGUGGAUGACAGCACAGGAGAGAUGAUCUUUGAUGAAGUCUUCCACGCUCUGUCUCGGUGCUUGAUUGGUCUGGCAAAACCCUUUAAAGUCCCAGGAACUGAUCACAUGUUCCAGCCAGAGAUCUUCAUCACUAUUCUGGCGUAUUCCUCCAUCAUUGGCCUUAGUUCUCAUCAGGUGUUAGUUCAGGGCUGUCAGCUGGACUGUAUGGAUUUGGAGCAGUUCUUGCAUCAGAUCUAUCAGCAGCUGAGAGCCGUGGAGAGCAGCAUCGCGGACGUCCUACAGCAGCAGCACAAUCAGUUCAGUGGAUCUGUCUAUCAGUCCUUCUCUAAUGAUGCUGUGGAGGAACUGUCUCAGAGGAAGCCGGGGGUUUCCAUGGUGACGGCAGAUGUCGGGCUGGUCAGCAUGGUGAGGCAGGGGAUUCUCGCGCUACAACUUCUGCCUCCAAACUCUGGUGCAGGCAUAAUAAUCAUCACAGAUGGAGUGACGAGUGUUCCUGAUGUUGCUGUGUGUGAAACGCUACUGAACCAGCUGAGAAGUGGAACCAUUGCCUGUUCGUUUGUCCAGGUGGGCGGUGCUUACUCCUAUGACUGUAGUUUUGGCUACAUCCCCAAUGUGGAGCUGAUGAAGUUCAUCUCCAUGGCAACCUUUGGCUCCUACCUGUCCAUGUAUCCAGAGUCCGACUCUACAGGCGACGAGAUGAACGCUUACCACCGCGCCUUCCUCACAUACUCCUUCCUGAGGCCCGGCGAGUCCAUGAACCCAGAGUACUGCUGCUUCUCCCAGCACAGGCUCUUUAAUGAACACCUGGUGUCGGCCAGUGGAAACCCUGCCUUAGUGAUGCGCAGGAAGAAACACACGGAGAAGGAAGUGCACGCUGACUUGAUCAGUGUGCUGUCCAUCAGACUGCGAGAGGGAUACACCAUCCGGGAGAUCAACAUCACUAAAGGAGGAAGUCAGCUGGAGGUGAAGCUGGUCCUCCUCUGGAAGCAUAACAUGCGUAUCGAGUACCUUGCCGUGGCGUCCUGGCCCCUGAAUCCAGUCAAACGCACCACCUGGGUGGAGGUGACCAUAGAGGGCAGCUACGACAUCCUCCAUGACAUCAGCUGCACCAUGCGGAAACCAAUCACAAGCCCCUACCGGACGUCUGUCAUCCGCCGCUUCUGGAACACUCUGCAGAGCAUAAAUCAGACAGACCAGAUGUUGGUGCACCUGCAGUCCUUUAAUUCCAUCCCAGAACACUACACCAUCCCCGAAAGCACGAAAAAUGGGGUUCCUCUGUUUUACAUCCCACCUGGAUCCAGCACACCGGUCCUCUCCCUCCAGCACAGUGGCUCUAAAGACUCCAGCCAAUCACAGUUUGCCUCCUACUGGAAGCCCAUCCUGUCCAUGGACGCCAACUUCUGGCAGCGCUGGCUGCACAUGCAUCGCAUCGCUAUCCUUCUGGAGCAUGACAUCCCGGUCCCAAAGCACGUGCACAACGCUGGCAGUAACGGUCGCUUCAGUACCAUCCAGUGUCGCAUCUCUCACUCGGCGCUCACCUCGCUGCUCAGGGACUGGAGCAGUUUCGUCCUGGUGGAGGGAUACUCGUACGUCAAACUUAUUUACAGUGCCUCUGAGCUGCCCCCCGUCUCCUUCUAUCUGGUGCGUCUGAUCUCUAAAGCUCCCUGCAUGGUGCUGCGAUUGGGCUUCCCGAUAGGAACUCUGGCACACUCCAGGAACAAGAUUGUGGAUGAACUUCGAGAGCAGAUCCUUCGGCUGCGGUUCCCUCAUCGAGUCCAGAAUAAGGAGGCCACACCAAAAACCAAGCGGAAGAUUCUGGGUAACGCGUCGCCCUCCAUGUCUCCGCCUCUUUCUGUGCCCAAACCGGCGCUGUCUGACCGGCCGUGUGUGGUGGUGCUCAACAAACCUCUCGAAAAACUACUGAUCAGGUACGAGAAACUUCCGUCAGAUUUCCGCACCCCUUUCAUUUUAAACAUGGAGCCGUUCGCUCAGCCGCCCAUCAUGGGCGCCCCUCUCAGCAUGGCUGCCAGCAGGACGGCGUCCUCCACCAUGGCGUCUCUGUCCCGAUACUUCCUGCACCAGCGCUGGGUUUGGGCCGUUCAGAAUGGCCCGGGAACCGCCGUGUCGCUGCACGCAGUCGCUCAUAUCCUCUCCAUGCUCUCCGAUAUUCGUCUGUCGGAAGGCUUCCACUUUGCCGCCAGUGGAGAGGGUAUCGUCAACAUGGUGUCAGAACUGCCAAUGCAGGUGAAAAGUCCAUCAGCUGAUUUGGACGGAGAAAAACACACCUGCAUUGUCCAGUACAUCCUUUUCCCACCUCAUUCCACUUCUACCAAGGACAGUUUCUCCACAGAUGAUGACAAUGACACUGAGGUGGAGGCCAUAGAUGUGGACACAGAGCUGAGUUUGGUGACGGAGUGCUGGGUGGAGCCUCAGAGCGGAGCUGUCUGCAGCUCACUGGAGCAGCAGAGACACUUUCAGAAGCUCACGUAUCAGGAGAUCCCUCAGGCUAUUUUUCCACGCGAUCUGUCGUGCAUGACGACGAUGAUCACAUUCGAAUACCUCAUCCAGCUGUGUCAGAAUAAAGAGCAGGUGUGUCCUCUCAGCAGCGUCAGAGAUGCUCCAGGAGAGAUCCCCGCCGCUGCUGCUGAUGACUGCAUACACACUGUGCCUUUCCAGUUCGACCUGAUGAAACUCUUGCCCAAGUGCCAGCAGAUCGAGCUCUUCUUCUACACCUUCAGCCGAGAGGGGCAGGAGGAUGCCUCCCGUAGCGCCUCCUCUCUGCCCAACGACCUCCUCCUCAGCCUCUUCCACGGCUCGCUGCAGAACGAGCUCAGUGAUCGAGAGAUCCUGUUGACUGACGGCGAUCAUGUGGCGUUCAUGCAUCACAUCCUAGAGCGGGAAAGAGAUGGCCACGUGGCUCCGUUCUCACUUCCUGUCAUCAAAGAGGAGAGCUUGAAGCCUCUGGAGAGGCAGGACACUGUUCUGUCUUUCCACACGAUUGGAAGCAGUAAAGAGGUGACGGGCUCCUCCAGCACACUGCAGAGCUUCAGUAAUGCAGAUCUUGUGGAUGACGAGCCAGCUGGCGCGGAGCAGGACUGCUUAUCUCCUCACUGGAAAUGUUACGCCAAAUACAUCAGUCAUCAGCAGAUCCUGCUCACUUUCCUGCCAGCUACAUUCACAGAUGUGCAGAUUUUGAUGUCGUCCGGGCUGGAAACUGAACCUCCAAUCAACAGCAGUCUCCUGGAAGAGGAGGAGACCUGUAGUCACGGCAACGGCCAAUCACAGGCAGACUCCUUCAGCAGCUCUGCCAAUGGUCCACAGGUUGGAACAGGUCAACAUGGAGAAGACAGGAAGGGGUCCACAGUGGAAGCAGGAGCAGCGCUGGAGACGUCUGCAGGACAGAGCAACAUGGACACAAGUGAUGCUGCUUCAGAGGAGAAGGACGGCGUUCAGUUUGUGGAGCCUCAGAAGCGAGACUGUCACAUCACGUUCAGCAGACAGGUGUCUCAGCAGAGCGGUGCCGACGCAGCACGACCCCGCUGCCCCAUCUACAUCUAUAACUGCUCCCUGGAGUCCCUCAAAGAGCAGCUGGUCCACCCGCGCUCAGGACGCCUGCCCAGAGACGUCUUCUUCAGAGCUCAAGAGACAGACUCCUGGGAGUUCAGUCAGCAGCCCAAAUACAGGUCAAUCUCUCAGGAGCGCAGCAGCGCCUCCUCCUGGACGGAGCUCAUGGCGCACCCCCACAAACACAAAGAACUGGCAAACUACUGCAGCCUGCUACAGGAGCACUACUACCAGAGCUAUGUCAAAGGUGUUUAUCGCAGUCUGCAGCAGUCGCACAACGUGAGCUCGCAGGACUUACUGACAGCUAUGGACUACUGCGAGGAGUCGCUGCAGGAGAUCGACAUCACUUCCUUCCUGCAGACGCUCUGCGGACACGUGCGUGUGUUUCGUGAGCGUCACGAGCUGCAUGGCUCUGUCAGCGUAAGCAAGUCCAGUGACGCUUCCACCACCUUCAUCAUCGGAGAGGGAGAGGAUGAUGGAGCUGACAGAGCCACGCUGGUGUCUUCAUCCAGUAUUGAGCUGGAGGAUGUGAGUGAAGCCGAUUCCAGUGGGAAAGUCUCUGCUCCCACAUCCCCGCUGGACCUGGACGAACCGAAGUCUCCAAAAAUCCCAGAAUUCCCUCUGUCGCUCCUCCAGUCCCAGCAGAAAUGUGACGUGUAUCCUGAUUUGCACAAAAUCAUACAGGAUAAGUUCAUGGAAAUCGGUGCUCAGUAUUUCAAGACUGUACCGUCCAAUCCACAUUAUUUCUUUUACUGCCUUCCAUCUUCCAAAAAAGAGGAGGAUUUGGACCGAGAGGGAGAGCGGAGAGCCAGUGAGGACUGUGAGGUGUCUGAAGCUGAACUCGCCACAGAAGACGAGAACGUGUCGGGCUGCUGCAUCGUGACGGAGAGUGACACGGAUCUGGAGGUGGAGUAUCAGGAUUGUGGGAAUGGCAGAGCGGAGGCUGGAGGACAGGGAGCAGGUGAAGGCGAGUCUCGGUCGGACUCCAACACGGUGAACCAGGACGAGGACUCCUUCAGUAUUCUGGACGGAGACUCUCUGCUGGAGGUGGAGGGUCCGCAGCCGGAGAUGCCACCUCUGUUCGUGCACCUCACCUGCUCCGUCAACAUGAAGAGCUGCCAUGGCUCCAUGCCCACACAAACACUGCCAACCUGUCUGGGUGAAGUCAUUACCUGUCUUGAGGACGCUGAGAGUCUUCAGUCGGUGGAUCUGAACGAGUUGUCUGUCACUCUUGAUAUCUUCGUGCUCACGUUACCUCUGGACAUCGAGGUCAUGGCUCCUGACUUCCACCACAACAGAUACACGUCUGAGAGCAGCGUGUCUCUGAACCGCUCUCCUGGACAGCCCUCGUCCUAUCGCUCUGACGAGGAGCUCAUGGCUAAUCUGGACGGCCUGCGCGGGGUUGGUGUGGAAAGUAUGGCUGGAGAUCCGCUGUCCAAACUUCCUAUUCCACACAAAAUGGCUGUUUUAGCCACCAUGGAUGAGAUCCGUUGGCUGUUGGAGGAUGAGAUAGUCUCCGCUCUGCGGCACUCGUCUGUUAUCAGCUCCUCCACGCUGCAGAAAGUGUCGGAGCACGUGUGUCGCUCCAGCGGCCGCCCGCAGUGCCACUGUGAGCUCGUUCCCCUGCUGUUCGUAUUUGGUCCCGAGCAGUCGCUGGAAAAGUUUCAAGAGGAGUUCAAGAGGUUAUCGCUUCCUGGUUACCUGCUGAACGCCGAGCAGCACAACUUCCACUACGUCUCACUGAGUCGCCAGCAGUCUCACAGGCUCCAGGCUGCAAGACAGCUGUCUAGCAUCGCUGCUCAGUACUCAACGGCCGUGGGAACAAGCUCUCAGCAAACCAGCCUGUGUCCUGAGGUGGAGGACGGAGCCAGAGCUUCAGCAAACAUCUGCACGCCAGACAAAGACAGAGAAGGGGACUCCAAGAAAAAAGAGCCCGACACUGAGGUGGAGUGUGGAGACACGCAGAGGGCCAAGGAGGACACGCGGCCUGCAGCAGCUGAUUCAGUCAGUGAGUCUCACUCUGAGACCUCUGACCCCGGGCAGAUCAAACAGGCCGACGCAGAGGAGACUCGACCUCAGAGUGCCAUCAGCAGCGCUGCUCACCUGCAGGCAGGCAGCAGCAGCACCGAGCGCUCGUCUGAUCACACGUCCCCUCCAAAAACCCCCUCGGCUGCCAGCCUGGCCGAGUCCGUGCAGUCCACCACACACAGCAGUGGGAAACUACGGCCCAGUCGAGUUCAGAGCGUCGUCUCCAGUCAGGGCAGCCUGGACUCAGACAUGAUGGGUUAUGAUGGCGGCAGCAGUGAUUCUGAGUGCGACGGACCCACUAUGAAUGAGCAGGAGAGACAGACACCGCUCAUGCCUGAUUUCUGGCUCAUCGUCAGAAUUCAUCAGGACAGAGUGGAGGUUUUCUCUCAUGCCAGGUACUGCUGCAGAGACGCGCUCAGGAGUUUUAACAGAGGGAAAGAGGAGGAAGAGGAGGAGAUCCCAGAGUACCUGCGUCUUCAUCAGCUGGUGGUGAGGAGGAUUGGAGAAAUGUGCCGAACAGUCAACCAGCGCCUCCUGCUGCAGGACCUGCAUGAUAGUCGCGUGUGUCACUCUCUCCUGGUGGCUGAGAGCGAAGAGGACAUCUGGAAGCACGAGUCGCUCUACCGGCCCAGGAUGACCAACUCUGACGACUACAAUGCAGACGAGAGCUAUCAGCCGCGGGACUACCUUGCCGCUACCAUGCAGUUCAUCCCGGGUUACUUCGCCUGUGACGUGGUCUGGAGCACCGUCAUUUAUAUUCACCCACGUCUCAAAAUGGGGCCCAACAUGGGCGUGUCCCGGGCUAUCCAGGCUCUGCGCUCCGUACUAAACGCUUUCUGUGUGGUAAACCGCAAAAACAUGUUUGUUUAUCAGGAGCGCACCACCAAAUCUGUGUUCUACCUCCGACUCUCCGAGACGUCUCAGGCAGGGAAGUACAGUGAUUUGGAUGGAAACGUGCACGUGUCGCGCUCUGUCGGUCUGGCUCGCAGCCAGGAGCCGCUGGGCUCUGAGGACCUCACGGCAUCACGCUCUUCUCUGGAAGGCUCAAGGCCGGUUGGACUGGUGGACAAACACGUUUUGCUGCAGGUGCAUGGCGUAGGGACCGCAGGUCCAGAGAUCACUGAUGAACUGGUGAAGGUUUUGAGGAAGCGUCUGGACGAGGCCACGCUGGACAUUAUCACAGUCAUGCUGGUCAGGAACUGCAAACUGACGCCUGCAGAUGUGGAGUUCAUUCAGCCUCCCGGCUCUCCGGCGACGGAGGUGAUGGAGUUCUGUCUGCCGCAGUACUGUGUGCCGUGGAUCCAGGCGGUGGCUCACUACCUCCAUCAGAACCUCCUCAUCUUCCUCCACAUCCCCAAAUACACUGACAGCAACAUGGAGCACCACUUUAAG
Molecule: messenger RNA, 7404 nt
Organism: Sinocyclocheilus rhinocerous
Lineage: Eukaryota; Metazoa; Chordata; Actinopteri; Cypriniformes; Cyprinidae
Product: protein SZT2-like
Exons: 49
Cellular component (GO): peroxisome
Source: RefSeq, a predicted model, not a curated record